This is a messenger RNA of Nannospalax galili (Upper Galilee mountains blind mole rat), 1599 nucleotides long. RefSeq lists its product as uncharacterized. Gene Ontology annotation, biological process: proteolysis; virion assembly. NCBI's taxonomy places the organism in Eukaryota, Metazoa, Chordata, Mammalia, Rodentia, Spalacidae. The record is from RefSeq and is a predicted model, not a curated record. Gene Ontology annotation, molecular function: zinc ion binding; aspartic-type endopeptidase activity; nucleic acid binding.
GUACAGGGGGCACUGGCUCAGGGGACUAGGAGUAGAAGGGCAGCAACACUGGAGGGUCCAGACUCUACUGUUCUACCCCUCAGAGUCACCGGCCCUGCAGAUGAGGGUGGCAACCAGCCCCAUCACUAUUGGCCAUUCAACACUAGUGACCUUUACAACUGGAGCACCCAGAAUGCUCCCUUUUCUGAAAAUCCUAAGGAGCUUAGUAAUUUAUUAGAAACUGUCUUAUUCACACACCAACCCACUUGGGAUGAUUGUCAUCAAUUAUUACUGGUCCUGUUCAUCAAAGAGGAAAGGGAACAUACAACAGAAGCCAGGAAGUUAAUUCCUGGCAAUACUGGCGUCCCUACUAUUGACCCAACAUUUAUUGAUGCUGCCUAUCCACUAACCUGGCCUGAUUGGGAUUAUAAUGCUGCAGAAGGUAAGGGGAGGCUUCUGGUUUACUGCCAGGCUCUGUUAGCAGGUCUCAAAGCGGCUGCUCGUAGGCCAACUAAUUUGGCAAAUGUAUACGAUAUUAGUCAGGAACUAAAUGAAAGCCCAGUUGCAUUCUUGGAGCAAUUAAUGGAUGCCUUCCAGAGGUACACUCCAUUAUAACCAGAGGCCAAAGAUAAUUUAGCAGCAGUAGCCAUGGCUUUUGUUAACCAGUCAGCUCCGGAUAUAAAGAAAAACCUCCAAAGAGUGGAGAGACUGGGUGAGAAGAGCUUAAGGGAUUUGAUAACUGUGGCUGAGAAAGUGUACAAUAAUAGGGAUAGUGCAGAGGAAAAACAGAUAAAGGCAAAAAGGAGGCAGAACAAGGACCAGGGAAGGAUCCUGCUGGCUGCUACUGUGGAUCCAGAGGACCGGCAGAGGCGUCUUAGACAAAUAGUGUCAGGGAAAGGAGGUAAGGAAGACUUUCAGAAAAGAGGGAGAUCUCAACUAGGGAAAAAUCAGUGUGCAUAUUGUAAAGAAGAAGACCAUUGGGCUAGAGAAUGCCCCAAUAAGAAAGGGCCUGCCAAGGUACUCAACUGUGGGACAGGAGAUAGUAACUAGGGGAGAUGGGGUUUGGCCCCCCUCCCCAAACAUAAGGUAACCCUAAAGUUGGAGGGGAAACCCACCAGUUUUUUGGUGGACACAGGAGCCCAACACUCAGUGCUCCUCAAGUCCGAUGAUCCCCUGUUAAACAAAGUAUCAUGGGUCCAGGGGGCUAUGGGAAUGAAACAAUAUCCAUGGACUACCCAAAGAACAGUGGAUUUGGGAAUGGGCCGGGUAUCCCAUUCUUUUAUGGUCAUACCAGAAUGCCCAUACCCCUUGCUGGGGCGGGAUUUGUUGACAGAAUUAGGAGCCCAGAUACAUUUCUUGUCAGAAGAUACUCGAAUAUUAGACAAAUCAGGAGAGCCCGUCCUUGUGUUGACCACUACCUUGAUGGAUGGAUAUCAUUUAUAUGAACCCACCCUGACACCAGAUUCAGCCAUUGAGGCUUGGAUGGAGAGGUUCCCCUCAGCCUGGGCCGAAACCGGAGGGUUGGGGUUAGCUAAACAUCGGGCUCCAAUCUUUGUGGAACUAAAACCAGGCAUUGAUCCUGCCAGAAUUCAUCAGUAUCCAACAUCCUUGGAGGCCUGA